Hirsutella rhossiliensis is the source of this 1428-nucleotide messenger RNA. RefSeq lists its product as uncharacterized. The transcript has 2 exons. The record is from RefSeq and is a predicted model, not a curated record. Lineage: Eukaryota; Fungi; Ascomycota; Sordariomycetes; Hypocreales; Ophiocordycipitaceae. The coding region runs from base 1 to 1428 and encodes 475 amino acids.
AUGUCCACUCCUGGGCGCACAAAGCAAGACGUCGACACAGACUGGCAGACAAUCACGACGGAACGCCAGCAUGAGCCGAUUCGAGAGAUUGAGCUCAACUUUGCCAAGGAGUCUGGCAGCAGCCUUGCUGAUGUGUCGGACGCUUCCGAGGACAUGGACGCAGAAGAGCGCAUGACUACAAACACAAUCUUAGACAACUCGCGGAGUCUCGACAAGUCCAAGGCGGAUGGAUUCGGCCUCAGUAAGUUGAUGAAGCGCAACAAGCCUGAUGAACCGCGGAUCAAGACGGCCAUCAAAUCUGGCGAUCCAGCUCGGGCUUCCAAGGUGCCUCAGCUACCUGCUCGUGCCGCCGACGCGAUUCGUCACUUCUCGAACCCGUUUCGUCAGGAUCAUGUAACUCCGAAACGGGAGAAGCCGAUCGCACUCUUCGAAAUGAAGGAAUUUUGUAGCAGCUACGAGAGUUUGGACUCGGAGCCCGUGCAGCCCAGAGCUCCUCUUCGGCAUGGCAGGGAACAUGUUGCUGAACGGUCCCGUGUCCGACAGGACUGCGAAUGGGAUUAUCCAAAUCUCCCCGUGGGCACUUUCGACGAACGGCAGAGUGGACCAAGUAUCAGACAGGUGUAUGGCAGUGGCCACGAUGGCCAUGUACUGCAGGAGAGGUUUCUGAGUGACGUUCCACCACUGCCGUUUCCUCUCAUCAGCCUUCCCGAAGCAGCAAUGCUACAAUAUUUCCGCCGAGAGCGAGGGGAGGAGGACCACACAGACCCCGCGGGCUCCUUCGCCGCCAAGGCACGAUCGGCGAGGUCUGGGACCAUCAGCACCAUGUCUUCCCUCCUUGGCCCUGCGACGCCGCUUUCUGCCUUUGGCGACCUUCCCAUGGGCAUCUCUGCAGUGAGCCUGGACACCUUGGACACGCCGCCGCAUUUCUCGUCGGUCCUGCGCCGCUCCGAGUUGACGGGGUCCCGUCAGCAAUCAGGCGACUCUCGAUGCGAGAACGGUUUUCGCGGACGAGCGUCGGUUUUUGACACCCGGGCUCUCGGACUUGGCGGUUUCUCGUCGAGCACGAGACAAAGACGUGCGAAACAUGGGCAGGAAAGCUUGGAGCUAUUCACGCGUUCCGAGGCGGAUCUCAUCGAGUCUGCCAGAGAAGAUAUGCUCUACCGGCGAGGCCUCUCGGCGGACGAAGACAAGCAGCCGAGAUUCCUGUUUCUCGGCAUCAUGACUGUGACUAUAUUCUUUCCCCUGAUCGGCCUUGUGGCCCUUUGCGGGCGAUUCGAUUCGACAAUCUCGUGGUAUUCGCACGGCGAAAUCAACUCACUCACUCGGGAACAGCGAGCGAUCCUGAAGCAGCAGUUGCUUGUCGAGGCGGUGGUGUACCCGGUCCUGAUAACGGUCUUGGCGGUGUAUUACUCUGUCCAUGGCGCCUAG